Anopheles funestus (African malaria mosquito) is the source of this 1757-nucleotide messenger RNA. Its product is annotated as lipase member H-like. The record is from RefSeq and is a predicted model, not a curated record. Gene Ontology annotation, biological process: lipid metabolic process. Gene Ontology annotation, molecular function: lipase activity. The transcript has 4 exons. NCBI's taxonomy places the organism in Eukaryota, Metazoa, Arthropoda, Insecta, Diptera, Culicidae. Bases 428 to 1558 code for a protein of 376 amino acids.
CCACUCGUACUCGUAGUUAACCUCAUACAUGACCUUCAGCUAAGGUGACCAACAAGUGUUGUUGACACGGUUCAAACCUCUGCAAAUGAUCCCAAUUUUGUUAAUCACACUUACCUCUUUUUUACCGCGAUAUGCUCCUCACACGCAGCUGAUAAUGCCGUUGGUGUACUGAUGUGAUACAGUUUAUUAGCAGUGGCUAGCCGUCAGUGUCGCAUCGGGCCUUGAAACUGAUGAUCGGCACGAUUGUGAUCUCUCGCAUCGGUCACCAUGAACUUUGCGGAACCGUACAAACAGUCGCGGUCGAGGUGUGUUUAGGUGUUUUUUUUUUGUCGUACAUUUUAGAUCUAAGUACACCCCCCCGUUACCGUGUGAUGCUAAUGAACGGUAAUGUCCACACGUCUAAUGGUGUCUUCUGAUCGGUGGAUGGAUGGGUAACGAUACACUGACGAUUAGUACGAUCAGUUCAUGUGCACAAUUCGCACCGUUCGGCAGCAUGUUCGAAUUCCUUAUUCCGCUAAUGUGUCAAUAUGUAUUCCUUCAGGAAUUCUUUGAAUUAAACUGUGACAUACAGCAGCUGCGAGCGGUCGAUCCGAACUAUGGCGUUACGUGGAUGUUUAUGCCGGACGACCAAGGCAACCCGAUCAUUGUUGAUCUUACUGAACCGAAUGAUACGAGCACAUCAACCGGAAGAAGGAACCAAAUUCACGAAGAUGUUGUGUUUUACUACUACCGACAAUCCACGAUCAACACACCAAGCUCGUUUCGUUUCAUCAAUGAUCCAGCUGUACCAUUGGCGCUGAAUGAAACCUACGAUCCAACACUACGCACCAAGUUCGUUAUACACGGAUGGAAGAACUCGAUCACUAGCCCUGUGUCGCAAAACAUCAAGAAUAGCUACCUCCAGCGGGAAGAUCUUAAUGUGAUCGUGGUCGAUUGGGGACCUUUGGCAUCGGACACACUUUACUUCCGGGCCGCUUCAUCGACGCGGGAUGUAGGCAGACACGUCGGUGGAUUGAUCGAUCGGAUGGUGGUGGAGCGCGGUACGAAUCUGAACGAUGUUCACAUCAUUGGUCACAGCCUCGGUGCACAUACGUCCGGUUUCACGGGUCAAUCCAUACGGAGCGGGAAGGUGGCACGCGUAACUGGACUUGAUCCAGCGCUUCCCGGCUUUACCGAUCAACAGCCAGACAAAUUGCUUGAUCCGAGCGAUGCACAGUUUGUCGACGUAAUGCACACGUGUGCCGGCAUGCUUGGGCAUGAUCGCAAUCUCGGCCAUGUUGACUUUUGGCCCAAUGGUGGACGCGUCAAUCAGCCAGGAUGUGGCGGGAUCGAUGAUUUCGUGGGAGCUUGCAGUCACGGACGUUCGUACGAGUUUUAUGCCGAAUCGGUUACACGUCCGACAGCGUUCAAAGCAUAUCCAUGCCGUAGUGCGGACGAGUUUCGUGAAGCCAAGUGUCGCUCUGAUUCGAUUCCGAUGGGUGACGCCACGCCCACCACUGCUCGGGGUAACCAUUUUCUCGAAACGAACGCAAAACCGGAGUAUGGAAAAGGAAUCUAGCCGGAUUCGCCACUUUUCUCGCUCGCAUUUCCCAUGACAUAUGACUCCAAUAUAUCCCAUUCUGUUAGUGCUUAAUCGAAGACUGAACUCCUCCACUUCGUUGUUGCUCCCCUUUGCUUGGUCGGUUGGUUGGUUUGUGUACUGUUAAAUUUGUUUUACAUUAUAAUUUUAUUAAAUAAACUUUACUUUUUCAAAACAA